Messenger RNA from Hyposmocoma kahamanoa, 2699 nucleotides. RefSeq names its product WD repeat-containing protein 48 homolog. The coding region runs from base 1 to 1947 and encodes 648 amino acids. Gene Ontology annotation, molecular function: ubiquitin binding. The transcript is spliced from 4 exons. The record is from RefSeq and is a predicted model, not a curated record. NCBI's taxonomy places the organism in Eukaryota, Metazoa, Arthropoda, Insecta, Lepidoptera, Cosmopterigidae. Gene Ontology annotation, biological process: protein deubiquitination; double-strand break repair via homologous recombination.
AUGGGCUCCAACAUGCGUAAAAAAACACAAGUGUCGUUCGUGAUCCGUGACGAAGAGGAAAGGCGGCACAAAAAUGGCGUUAGUUCAUUACAACUUGAUCCUAUUCAAGGGAGGCUUUACUCUGCCGGCCGAGAUGGGAUUAUUCGGGUAUGGCACACUGGUACCGGGGUUCAGGAUAGAUACAUCCAGAGUAUGGAGCACCACACUGACUGGGUGAACGAUAUUGUCCUUUGUUGUGGUGGGAAAAAUCUUAUUAGCGCCUCUUCAGAUACUACUGUCAAAGUGUGGAAUGCUCCGAAAGGAUUUUGUAUGUCCACGCUGCGCACCCACAAGGACUACGUCCGAACACUCGCCUACGCUAAGGACAAGGAGCAAGUCGCGAGCGCUGGUCUUGACAGGGCCAUAUUCCUAUGGGACGUCAAUACAUUGACUGCUUUGACGGCUAGUAACAACACUGUAACUACUUCUAGUCUUGUUGGUAAUAAAGAAUCAAUUUACAGUCUGGCUAUGAAUCCUGCGGGUACAAUUCUUGUGAGUGGUUCCACAGAAAAAGUUCUCCGAGUUUGGGACCCGAGAAAUUGUUCUAGGUUAAUGAAAUUAAAAGGACAUUCGGAUAAUGUCAAAGCAUUAGUAGUAAGUCGAGAUGGCACUCAGUGUGUGUCAGGCAGCUCCGAUGGAACAAUAAAACUAUGGUCAUUAUCGCAACAAAGAUGUGUGUCCACAAUAAGAGUCCAUUCCGAAGCUGUGUGGGCUUUAUUAGCAACAGAAAACUUCACACACAUUAUAUCUGGUGGCAGAGACAGACUAGUCAUUAUAACCGAAUUGAGAAACCCAGAUAACUUCAUGAUUGUCUGCGAAGAAGCUGCACCGGUUCUUAAAUUAUGCUUUACAGCUGACCAGCAAGGCAUUUGGGUAUCUACGUCAGAAUCAGAUGUCCGUUGUUGGAAGCUACCACCAUUAAACUCAUUAAACUGCGAUAUGUACAAUCAGAAUAACUAUAAUACAAAUAAUGUGUACCAGACUCAACCAAUAUACCACAUUCCAGGCGGUCCAGCCAUAAAACACUACACAGUAUUAAAUGACAAACGACACAUAUUAACAAAAGACACGGCAAACAAUGUGGCACUAUAUGACGUAUUAAAAGCAUGUAAAGUUGAAGAUUUGGGUGAAGUUGACUACGAAGAAGAGGUGAAGAAAAGAUUUAAAAUGAUAUAUGUUCCUAAUUGGUUCAAUGUUGAUCUGAAAACGGGAAUGUUGACUAUUCAUUUAGGACAGGACGAAACUGAUUGUUUGAGUGCUUGGGUGAGCGCUAAGGAAGCUGGAUUAACUACAGAAAAUGACCAGAAAGUAAACUUUGGAGCAUUACUAUUACAGGCUUUGUUGGAACAUUGGAAUCAUCCAAAUAGAGUAAACGAAUCUGGGCAGAAAGUAAUAGGAAACAAUUUCUUUAGUGUGCCACUGCAUACUCCUUUGAUUUUCAGUGAAGUUGGUGGCAGAACUCUAUAUAGACUGCAGGUUGGUGAUUCAGGUGGCGAGACAGAAGGAAAUCUUCUAAUGGAAACAGUACCGUCUUGGGUGGUGGAUGUAGCGAUAGAAAUGGCUGCACCAAAGUUGAACAAACUUCCAUUCUAUCUUCUGCCACAUUCCAGCUGCCAGAGCAAACAGGAUCGGCAGAAGAAGGAUCGCCUAGUAGCCAACGACUUCAUCCAAUGUCGCAAAGUAGCUGAACAUGUAGUCGAGAAGAUUGUAGGUGGUGGUGAUGUCAACGGCACCAGUGCUGGAGGUCGAUCCGAGCAGGACAGUGGCAACGACGCGCCUGAAGAGAGGAUUGAGCUGCUAUGCUGUGAUCAGGUAUUAGACCCCAAUAUGGACUUACGAACAGUGAGACACUUCAUAUGGAAGUCAAACGUUGAGUUCACGUUACACUACAGAAUACUGAAGCAAUGAAAGUAUCUUUACGGAGCUCAGUUCAGGAAAUACUGCUCCUUCCAGUGCAUGUACAGAGAGACUUGUUAAUGGAGAAUGCUGGUGACCAUUGUAAAGCAAAAAUACCGUUGCGUGUAUUACUAAAAUUUAUUCAAGAACGGUAAGCAAAAGCAAUAAAAUUCAAAGUCUAGAGGAACUCGACAAAAUUGUAUAGAUUGACUGGCUUAGGCUCAAUUUAUGUUGCGGCGGAACGGAAUGGAAGCGAACUUUUGUAACGAAAUUGUACAUAGCGUAAUGAACUUUGUGGUCAAUUGUGUAACGUACAAACUAGACACGAGCCAAAAAAUCGCGUGACGACGCGUCUUGCGCGAAAUUCUAGCGCAUGGUCUAGAAUGCUCACGCAUUCGCGAAAUUCCGCAGCUGCCGUCGGCGACGCCUGGCCAAUCUGCAGGAAGAGGAGCGAAGGCAGGCCCAGUGUGGCGUCAAACGUCGACGAAAUACUACAGCCUUACCGCGCACCUUCUCGCGCAGCGAGGCGAAAUUGACGCUUUCAUUCCAUAUCGCCGUAAUGUUAAUUGAACCUUAAGUGACGUGGUAAUAUACAGUGUGUUGAUUUGCAUUCUCGCCAUAUUUAAGAAAUUAAUAAUAGAAAUAAUGCUAAAUCAUCUAAAAAUAUUAAAGAAAUUAUUCUGUUCAAUAUUCUGGCUAAUUGUAUCUAGUAAAGUUUUGCAAAAUUUUCUCGAAGUCGUGCACUACGCCAAGGGCAGUGACCC